Colias croceus (clouded yellow) is the source of this 1338-nucleotide messenger RNA. It is a transcript of the gene Rnf146, whose product is annotated as E3 ubiquitin-protein ligase rnf146. Gene Ontology annotation, molecular function: poly-ADP-D-ribose binding; ubiquitin protein ligase activity; zinc ion binding. The record is from RefSeq and is a predicted model, not a curated record. The transcript has 6 exons. Gene Ontology annotation, biological process: ubiquitin-dependent protein catabolic process; Wnt signaling pathway. Bases 328 to 1017 code for a protein of 229 amino acids. Lineage: Eukaryota; Metazoa; Arthropoda; Insecta; Lepidoptera; Pieridae. Gene Ontology annotation, cellular component: nucleus; cytoplasm.
UUUGAUUUGGAGAAUGGAGAUCAUACUUGCUCUGUGAUGGAGAUUUAUCAAACAUAACAUAAAAAUAAUAUUGCAAAUCGUGAUAAACCAAUACAGGCUGCCAAUGUUAUUUAAAAUAUAAGUGUAUAAUUAAAUAAAUAAAUUUGAAACUUCAUAAAAACGUGAUGAAAAUGAAAUUAUAAGUAGGUAGCAGGUAGUAUUUCUUGGUAAAUGGGAACAAACUAAGCGAGCUUUCAAUGUUUCGAAAUUAGGUGAAUCGUUUGUUUAAUUUAAAUUCAACUAUAAAAUAAGAAUAUUGAUUAGUUUAGCAGCCUGUAAAAACACAAAAUGGAAAAUACACAGGAUCAAGAUUGUGCAGUUUGUAUGCAGAAAUAUAAUCAUCCAGCAAAAUUACCCUGUGAUCAUAUUUUUUGUUUUCUUUGUGUGAAGGGUGUUAUGAGGAGAAAUCACAACUGUCCAAUGUGCCGCACACCAAUUCCUUUAGACUACUUAGAUAACCCUGUAUUUAUUAAUGAAAUAGAAAAUGAACUUGUUGAAUUUGAAAAUGACAAAUACUGGUGGUAUUAUGAAGGAAGGGAUGGAUGGUGGAGUUACGAUGAAAGGAGUAAUGAUGAUUUAGAAGCAGAUUUCAAUGCAGGAAAGACCGAAUGUAAACUAUUGGUAGCAGGUGCAAUUUAUUGUGUUGACUUUAAUUCAAUGAUUCAAUAUCAACUUAAUGAUCCUGGAAGAAGAAGAAAAGUCAAAAGAGACACAAUUAAACAUCCGUCUAAAGGUAUUGCUGGAAUAAGAAAAAACAUUCCUGCAUUAAAUUCAAAUAACAAUAAUGAUGAUAUCAGUGAAAAUAUAAAUCAAAUUUCACCUACUGACUCUCCGGAAAAUGACACAGAUGUUGAACACGGUUCUGACACUGUUGUAGCAAUACAAGCCAAUGAUAUUGAAGCCAUAUCUCAAAGUUUGAGUCUUAUCUCAAUACAAGGAGCAGAAAAUCUUUCGAGCCCUUCGCCAGAAAACACAUGAUAUCUUGUUUUAUUGGAUAUCUUUUUAUUUGCCUUUAUAUUGGAGAUCUUCAUAGAACUCAUCUUAUGAGGUUAAGGAUGAUACAUGUAAAAAAUAUUUUAUUGAAUAUGUAAGAAAUUGAAUUAUUUAUAAAUAUUAUUUACAAAACACAUGCUGCAAAAAAGAAUGUUUGUCCUCACAUAUAAAAAUUUAAUAUCUAGUGAAACCUUGCAAAAUUUCAAUAAUAUUCUAGAUAUAUUUUGUAACCAGUGUUCAAAUCAAAGAGGUAGUAUAAGUCGUGUCAAGUAAAAAGAAUGCUGACAGUUAAGCUGCUCAUUGGCG